AAGAUGCUUGGUUUAGUUUUCUUAAAACAACUUCGUAUUUUCAUAAAAGUAAAAAUAGAAAAGAAAUGAUUUUAUGAGUUGGUGAGAACUACUUUAUGAAACUAAACCAAACGCCUGUGGGUGUUUAUUUUCGUAGUUCAGUUAUCCUUUGUGUGCGUGAGUUUUUGAGAACGUUGGCCCAAGAACGCCCAAAGGUUUAGGGUUGAAAUUUUGCUCAGGUAAAACUAGAGAACUCUGGAUUGGGGAUUUAUCUUGUGUUGUUGAUGUUCUGUGCGAUCGUCUCAGUUUUGGCGAGAUCUGAACACAGACCUAAGGCGCAUGGUAGAAGAGUCUCACUGGAGCAUUGCAAAACCCUUUUUUCUAAUCGAUUCGCAGAAAGCUGUACGAGGAGUACUUCCGAUCUAUAAUGGUACUGGAAAUAAGAGUCUCAUUGGAGAAUUGCAACACACUUUUUCUAUUCUCUCGGACUUGGAACUCAGAACAGAAGACCUGUGCUCGCAGAAAAAGUCAUAUGAGCACGAUGUCACGGCGUGAGGAACCUAGAGAAGUUGGCCCUAGACCAACAAGGGGUGAUGUUGGUGAGAGCUCUAGCUCCAAUUCGGCGGAGCCAGUUGAUGAGAACAUGCUUCUUAGGGACUUGAUUCCCCCAAGAGCUGUUCCCUCAAAAAGAGAGAAUGUUGAAACACCCGUACCUGUAGAAGUGGGUGAAGGUUCUGUGGCACUGGAGUUUAAUCGUUUGUUGCAAAAUGUCGUGAGGGCAACGAUUGUUGCUCAGCCGCAGUUGGUACCACAACCUACAGUUCGAGUUGAGGAGACUCCAGCUCAGAAGCGUCUCAAGAUCAUUAAGGGGUUUUCUCAGCUGAUCCCGGUUAUGUUUGAGGGCGGUGCGGAUCCAAUGGUAGCCGACAACUACAUGGAUCAAGUCGAAACUCAGUUGACCUCAAUGGAUGUGACAGAGGAUCACUUGAAGAUCAUCCUAGCAACUUACAAGUUUGCUAUGGAUGCCAAGGUUUGGUGGAAGUCGAUCACUAACCAGUACAAGAUUGAAGAGAUGAGUUGGGACAAGUUCAAGGAACUGUUCUAUGAAAAGUACUUUCCGCUUUCCAAAAGAUGGGAGUUACAAGACCAGUUUCAUAAUCUUAUUCAAGGGAACAUGUCAGUGGCGGAGUAUGAAAACAAGUUCACCUCACUCUCCCGUUUUGCUCCAGAAGUGGUGAGAGAUGAAGCUAACAAGACUCGAAAGUUUGUAUCGGGUCUUAAUCAUCGAAUAAGGCCGUUGAUCACGACACAGUUUAUUAAGGUUUACUCUGAAGCAGUGGAAAGGGCUUUGAUGCUAGAGGCUGACAAUAGAGAGAAUGAUGCAAGAAGAGAGCAAUUGAAGCAAAAGAGGGGUGCAGGGCCAUCCUCAGAGGGAUCUUCUUGGAAAAGGAACAGGGGCAGUCCAUCUCAGUUUCAGGGGCAACAGUUUACAAGAUCUGCUCCUACCACUCCUAUGCCAGCUAGAUUUGACAGGAGUGCAGUUGUUUGUUAUCAGUGUCAGCAGCCCGGACAUUACAAGUCCAGUUGUCCGAUGAGAUCGUCUUCAGUUUCGUCAGCUCCGAAGGCUUGUUAUGGGUGUGGCCAGCAGGGUCACUUGAUUCGUGAUUGUCUGAGUCAGAGAGCAGGCACCAUUAGUGGCAGAGGGUCACAGCAGAGGCCGUCACAAUCGGCUACAGUUCAGUCAUGUUUCAGACCACCACCACCACAGCCUACUAUGUCUUCACAGGGUUCACGAUCAGUUAGGAGGGAUACUCUUACUAUGUCAGUGCAACAGUCAGGUGUUCAGGUUGGCAGUCCUCAGGCACAGGUACCACAGGGACGUGUGUAAUACCCCUAAUUUUAAAAGGAUAGUCUCGGUAUUUAUUUAUUUAUUUUUAUUAUAUUUUUUUUAAUUGUUUAAUUGAUUAUUUGACUAAUUGUUUAUGUGUUUAAUUGAAUUAAGUGUUACUUGAUUAAUUGGUUACUUAUCUAUGUGUUAUUUGUAUUUUGUCUAGGUGUUAUUUGUAUUAUUUGUUUAAUUAGAUUGUGUGCUUAAAUGAUGUAUUUGAUUAAUGUUAAUUAAUUAUAAAUUAAAUGUUUUCAUUUCUUUUAUUAUUUUAUUUUAUUUUUCUUUUAUGGUUAUGGUUAGUGGUAAUUGGCCAACCAAUUGGAUCCCAUGGACUGCUUGGAUAGGAGGUUGGAUGGGUAUGAAUAAUUAUCCAUGGAUAGUUGUAUAUGUAUAUAUAUAGAUAUAUAUGUAUAUAC
Messenger RNA from Cornus florida, 2283 nucleotides. RefSeq lists its product as uncharacterized. The coding region runs from base 407 to 1867 and encodes 486 amino acids. The transcript is spliced from 4 exons. The record is from RefSeq and is a predicted model, not a curated record. Gene Ontology annotation, molecular function: zinc ion binding; nucleic acid binding. NCBI's taxonomy places the organism in Eukaryota, Viridiplantae, Streptophyta, Magnoliopsida, Cornales, Cornaceae.